GAUUAAAGUUAAUCUACAUCAACAGAAAUGCGACGUAAAUCUGAAAAAAAUCAAAUCCGACGUUUCCAAUGAUCACAUCGCAAUGCGCAUUAUUCAAAAUAAUUAAAAAAAAUUAUUCUCGCUUAAUUUCUUAUUUAUAGAACAAAGGGAACGUCGACGGUUAUGGAAAUUAAAAUAGCUCGUUUACAUAAAUAUCGAAAUUGGACGUGGAGAUAAGUAUCGCCGCCAUCAAUUACCUGCUAGAACGCAGGCGGUGUGUUUUGAGACGUAAUUUUAUCGUGUUCAGCAGUGUGUUAUCACACACGUGUUGCGUACCGUAAUUUACAUUAUACGGCACUUAUCAAAAAUUUUCCAAGAGCGCACGGUCAAGGUGAUCAAGGCGACGGGGAAGGGACGUGAAGGGAAGAGAAGGGUUAAGGGCGAGCGGCAUCAGCGGGCGAGCUCAAGUCGUCGGUCGAGCUUUCCCGCCUUUCAAAUAUCCCGGACACGAAUCGAAUUCGCGCGGUGAGUGUGUUUACCCGUCGUCACGUGUGCGACGACAACGACGACGAUGACGACGACGACGACGACGACGACGACGUAUCGAUUCUUCCGAAACGCGCAUUGAAGCCUUCAAGGCGAGCAAAACGGACGAGUGGACCAGUCGCGUCGACGUAAAGACGUAAACAAUACUGUGAGAGACGUCGUCGUUUGUACCCGUGCGCAUACGAAAGAGAAAAAGAAAGAGAGAGAGGAAGAGAGAGAGAGAGAUACACAUUUGUUAACGGGGAAAACGUCGAUGACUCGAUGACGCACGAGGUGCUAUAUGGGUCAAGGAAUAUAGGCCGACAUGACGGCGGCGGCGGUUUCGCGUCGCGCGUUCUUGAAACCGGGAAAGUCCACGGCGACGACGGAACGGCAGACGAGUCUACGGUCGAGUCGGCGCGUGGAAACCACGUAGUUAGAGAAGGAUUCCGCGCGAGAAAAGCGACGAUGUGAUAGACUACAAAGCGGAACAGAGAACGGCGCGCAGCGGCAGAAGAGAGAAAGAGAGAGAGAGAGAGAGAGAGAGAACGACGGACGGGAUACGUAAACUGACGCUACGCCUCGCAAUUCGUGGCGUGAUGUUACUCAAACAGAUGCUGGAUCCGAGCGUAUUAACGGACCUGGAGGAGCUGACGCUUUGCGGUUGCUGCAAGCAGAAGUACAAUGACGUAGAGCAAUGCCCCAAGUAUCUUAGCUGCAAGCAUUACUUCUGCUUACGGUGCAUCGAGAGCAAUCUGCUGAAGGGACGCGAUCUGCAGUGCGCGCAUUGCUGGAAAACGACGGAUUUGGGUAACCAAGGCGCGGACGCUUUACCGACUCACUCUGCUCUACUUGCCUUGGCCAACAAUUUGUCGCGUCUCAAGAUCACGACAAACAAUACGUCCGGCAAACCUGACAAGGAGAGGAAGAGCGAGAACUGUCACACACACGGAAUGCCGCUAGCAUUGUGGUGUGCGACAUGUUGCACGGCGCUUUGUAGGGCGUGCGCAAGCCCACAGGAUCACCCGGGUCAUCAGAUCAAAUCGCAAACCGAUGCCAAAGAACAGCUCAUAUCCGACGUUCAAUUGGAGUUAGUCACCGUGGGUAAACUGUCGACGGAGAUUCAAAGACUGGCCGUGCAGCAACGUGAGUUUCUAAUAAAGGUGCUGGAAGCGUGUGUGACGUUGAAGACGCAUGUAGAGACGGAUCUGCAAAAUGGCUGGAGUCACUUUCCCGAGAUAACGGACGCGCGCGAGACUCUAGGCAAGACGAGGGCUGGACUGCAGAUGAGCGAGACUCCGGGAGAUGUCUACAGUCUGCACUCGCAGUUAAUUCUCGAGAAACAAAGGUUGCAGUCGAAAUAUCAAGAGAUGAUGUUACAGUGUCAACUAGAUGAUCUCAUUGGAAACUCUGGAGUGAUAUUUGACUUCGCCUUGCUAAAGCAGGCAUUGGCGGGGAUACAUACGGGAGAUCCGAUUGUCCCUCAAGGAAAUGGCGGUCGCUUGCCGAAUCAUCUCGCGGCUUCGCAUAAUCCGAUUUUGUUCCUCGCGAAUUAUUGCAUGUCGCAAUUGUAUACACGUCACGUUGUUAGCAAGCAACAGCACAUGCAGAACGGCUCGAUGGAGUAUCAUCAUUCAAGUAUGAUGCCACCACCGCCCCAACAAGCACCAUCCGUUCACGUUCAUCAAGGUCCACCGGCGCCACCAUCGGGACCGGGACCCAACCAAGCUCCCCAGCAGCUUCUCAUUCCACCCGGUUCGCCGUCCGUUAAACCCGUACCACCUGCACCGCCCAACGCCAUGUUGCAUCCGCAGCAACAGUCAACGUUCAUGCCUGACGCGGUCGGCACUGGCGCCGGUGGCGGUAGUCUAGUGACCGUCCACUCGUCCCCGCAACCGCCGUCCAACGCGAUAACGGCGACGUUGACGCGAGGUCCUGCGAAUCCUUAUCCUCUAUACUACUUCAACAUCGAGGUGAAUGGUUCACCGCACGGGCGCAUCGUGAUCGAAGUGCGACCAGACGCGGCACCGAAGAUGGCCAAGAACUUCAGCGUGCUGUCAACGGGAGAGAUCGGAUUCGGGUACAAGGGAUGCACGAUAUUCCAGUGUUGGGAAGGCGAGUCCGUGAUCACAGGUGAUUUCGAGCUUAACAACGGCCGCGGUGGACGCAGCAUAUUUGACGACGGUUAUUUCAUGCCGGACGAUACCAAGUUCCCGGCGGUUAGGGGCGCGGUGGGUAUGAGGCGGACGCAGAAACGACACGACAACCUCGGCAUGGUCGGCUCGCAAUUUCGCAUAAUCCUGCAGGAGAUGCGCGGCUUUACUGGCAUCUUCGGUCACGUUGUCGAGGGAUUGGAGCUGGUGGAGAAGAUAUCUACGUACGGCGAUCAGACCGGCAAGCCUACCAAGAAUAUUCUAAUCACGAAAUGCGGUAAAUUGUAACGUUUAUGAUGUCGCUGUCGCGCGGUUUGUUGCAACGCGGGGUAAUUCUCCGAGAAAUGAGUAUACACUCCGUAUAUAUGUAUAUAUACAUAUAUAUAUAUAUAUAUAUGUGUGUGUGUACAUAUGAUAUAACGCCGUAUACAACACGCGUUUUCUUGCUCUAGAUAACCGAAAGAAAGUCGCCACGGUAUCCCCGACUCCGCGUGCGUUCGCGGCACGAGAGAAACCUAUAAUACGUAAGAAGAAAUGUGCAAAAAGAAAUCACGUUAUACACGUAAUUGUCCGGCGACGGGAGACGAUUAUUGUUAUUAUUAUAUCCGCCGCGCGUAUAUCCGCUCGGGGAAAUCGUCGCGAUACGUUUAUUAGCUCCGCGAAUCCUCGAACGUUCCGUACGAGUCAUGCAACUUAAUUAACUAUUAACAAUAGUGUCUAAAGAUGUCGAAUCUAUUUUUAAAACAUGGGCGUGCGCGAGAAAAAGAAAAAGAGAAAAAAUCCAUAUUUUGCUAUUGACUGGGAAUCGAUACGAGAUUCUGCUAACAAUAACGACGAUGAUCGAUAUACACAGAGACACACAUACACACAUACGUACCUCAGAGAUCGACCGUGAUAUCGAUACGACUUCUCUAGCUGAUACGACAUAUUUGUUUUUUUAGGGAGAGAGAGGUCUGACCGUUUAUUUUGGCUAUUAUCGGCAUUAACUCUUCUACGACAUUGUAGUUCAUAGAGCGCGUAUCGCGCGUUGAACGUGAUAUAAUGGAGAAAAUAAUACCGCGCGCGAAUCGCGGCGGACGGUUCUCCGGCCGGCUGCGAGCGCAGCUAAUGUUUUAGGUCAUAGAUAGCGAAUAAUAAAAGGAUGAAAAAAAAAUGCACACGUAGAAUAAUCUGGGAAUUUAAGUGUAGCGAACUGUCGGAGGGAACCGAAUCGUGUGUUAUGUACACGACAUAUUUACGAAGAAACGAAAGAGACAGAUCUGCACGCGAGCAAACAUUCGACUCUUUCGAUUCUUGUUCUUUUUUUUUUUUUUCGCCGACUUUCGCGACUUGCUGCUAAAGUUGUGAAUCGCGCGAUUCCAUACGCGGGUCUCUCGUUUAGAUAUUUUAGCCGAGAGAGCAAGAAGAGAUAUCGGUAUAGUUAAUCACGUAGGAGGGCAGUUUAUGGUUCGUCGGACACGGCGUGUCGUUCCGUUCCGUUCCAGGGGUGCGAGGAAAAAGAGCUAAAAGGGAAGAGAGAAAAAAAAAGAGAUAUUCAUCGCGCGCGCGCGUCUUGCGAAGAAGAAUCUUGCGAUACCGCUGCUCGGAUACUUGCGACUCGAGCCCGUUCCCUUUUCGUUCUUUGCGAACUAGCGAACCGUCAAUGAGUUAUCUGUAUUUAAGAUUAGAUCUCAAUACGUCGCAAAUGUAUGCAAGGCCUAAAUACUACUAUGUAAACCGUAAGCCUCGUGUCGUCUAAUCGGGAAACGAAAGGGAAAAAAAAUGAUGAAAUGUGCGGAUAUAUAUAACGUAUAUAUAUAUAUAUAUAUAUUAUAUUAAACGAAUCAUUCCUCGAUGCUAUAUAUCGAAAAAUACUACGAUAUAAUGUAACUGCGUUAUAACUACUCGUCUAAAUCCUCGUAAUGAAGUCCCAUGCGUUAUUAUCGUUACAUACAAUGUCACACACGCACGCGUGUACGCGGGGAGUGGACGCGUAAUCUCUCCCUCUCUCGCGAAUACACGUGCGUGCGAUAUAUUUCCACGCGCGUACAAGGCAAGGCACACUCACGCGUAAUAAGCAGAAAUUGCACGCCCUCGCGUCGUCGCGGAUAUGCCUUCUCGAAGAAAAGCCUCAUUCGAUGUUGAACUUGAAAGUUUUAACACUUGUUGAUUAGCUGAUUAAAAAAAAAAAAGAAGAACGCGUCACACGCGAUCGACGUCGCGAUGACUAACGUAAUGCGUCACGUCGUCUUUAGGAAUAAAUAACUCGCUCCUGUACGAUCAAGAGCGGAAAUGCUGUCCGAGUCAAAUGUAGCAAAAAAUUGAACUGUAUUUGUAUCGAGCUUCUCUCUUCUCUAGAGAAGAUGCCAGUAAUUGGUUAGCUGGCCAGCUAAGAUCUAGAGAAAGUUUAACGAGACUCAUAGAUAGAGAAGCUCGUUCAAUUUGAAACAGUUCACGAUCUCCUCAUGCCGGAAAGCAUUUUUGCUGUCGAUUGCACAUGUACAAUAUUGUAUACACGACGACCGUAAGGGGGUUUGGGGAGGGGGGGGGGUUAGAUGAUUGUGUGUUCGAACGGAUGGAUGAAUGAACGAAAUCUCUUGUUUCGAUCCCGAAACGGGAAAGACUCCGACAAUUGUAACUCUUAGUACGUAAUCGUAGACGCAAUCGUAAAGAAAAGAACAUAUUGUAUUGAAGCGAGUGAAGAUCAGGCCCACCUGUACACGUACAUAUAUACAAAAUACACAUAUAUAUAUAUAUACACACAGAUACAGAUACCUAUGCGCGCGCGUAUAUAUAUACAAAUAUAUAAACUACGUAUAUUUUUAUGAACGUGAUGAGGUAACAACGCAUAGCUUGUAAUAUCGAUUUUAACGACCGACCGAUUUACCUGGCCCCUCGCGUGCGAUUAAACGAUUGAGCGGCUGUAAGACUAAGCACUUGGACAAGUUUUUUCCUCGCCUUUCUACCUCGCCAUUAUUUCCCUCCGUAUCUCUCCUUUUUCUUCCGCUCUCUUUUUCUCUCUCUCUCUCUCAUUCCUUGCUCUCGAGUUGCGAUGAUCAUUGAAAACGCAAAGAUCGUGAUUUUUUUUUCAGGUUCGCGGUAAUCACACCGUAGGAGCCAUCAUUUAAACGAAUUUUAUUAUUUCAUUAUACAUGUACGAAGUGAACGUUUAUUGCUCCAACUUAAAUGUAUUUUUAAUCAAUCGAUUUUUGAGUUAUAAAACUAUUCUCCUUUCA
Molecule: messenger RNA, 5872 nt
Organism: Acromyrmex echinatior (Panamanian leafcutter ant)
Lineage: Eukaryota; Metazoa; Arthropoda; Insecta; Hymenoptera; Formicidae
Product: Peptidyl-prolyl cis-trans isomerase, mitochondrial
Biological process (GO): protein folding; protein peptidyl-prolyl isomerization
Cellular component (GO): cytoplasm
Molecular function (GO): peptidyl-prolyl cis-trans isomerase activity; cyclosporin A binding; zinc ion binding
Source: RefSeq, a predicted model, not a curated record